Synchiropus splendidus (mandarinfish) is the source of this 5823-nucleotide messenger RNA. RefSeq lists its product as uncharacterized. Gene Ontology annotation, biological process: cell differentiation. The record is from RefSeq and is a predicted model, not a curated record. Lineage: Eukaryota; Metazoa; Chordata; Actinopteri; Syngnathiformes; Callionymidae. The transcript is spliced from 8 exons. The coding region runs from base 280 to 4797 and encodes 1505 amino acids.
GUCCGCACUCGCGCUUCCCUUCAGUCGCACUUCGCGCUCCAGCGCAGCGUCCACGGACGGGACAGCCAGCGCGGGGGUCCGCUCCACUCACACGCAGUCGGACUUUCAGUGGCCAACUUUCGCGGACGCUUCCUUGAAGACGCUGUUUUUUUCUGAUCACGGAAAUGGUUCACCUGCGCUUCUUCUGGGAGAGUUGAGUCACGAAGACGCUGCAAAUGGAGAGAGGCUGAAAGAAGAGCUUUAAAGUUGAACAAGGACGUGACUCCGGGGAGAGGUGGGAUGUCGAACCGGGACUCCAUGGGAUUCGGGGACUUGAUCCCCCAAGAUGUGGUGGAUAUCUUUGCCCAUGAGAAGCACAACAAAAGAGGUCGGAAGCAGCGCAGUCACUCGCUGGGCCGUGCUCUGGGGUGGCUCAAGGGGAAGAAGAAGAAGGAUGCCGGCGCCAACGGGCAAAAUCUGGGACUGGGUCCUGCUCUAGACCUGGCCCUGGACGGACACAAGGGAGGACUGAAGUCUGGACGCCAGACUCAUCCACAGGGAAACAGUCAUGCCGCACCCAAGAUCCACGAUGACGACAAGACCCCGGCGCCGCCACAUCUCCAGGAGAACGUGUUCGCUGAAGCCAGCAGGCCCAAGUACCUGGAGGACCUCCACUCUGAAGCGCAGGAGGGGCUGAAGCUGAUGCAGCAGGAAGAAACCAGUAAUGGGGUGGAGUUCCAGGACAACGAAAGCACAAUUUCAACGAUGGACGUCCAAACAGACGGCGAGAGCACGGGGUUCAUGACCGACAGCACCAUCGCCGACUCGUCCUCAGUGAUCUCAGCCAAGUCCUCCAUCUCCACCAGGUCAUCGCGAUCCGGACUCACACGGCAAGGAUCGACGUUCAGGCCACUGAACUCUGAGAACAAGCCGGAAAAGAAAAAGACGAGGCGUCGACAGAGAAAGUCGGUGGAGGGUAUCCCCAGGCACGUCCAGAAGGAACUCGGGCUGGAUCGGGUCGGCUGGAUGUUAACGCCAAAGUUGGAUGAGGAGCAGCUCCUUAAUGGCGAGAUCCUGGAGAGUCCGACUUCUGAGGGACCGAGCGCUGAACGGGACUCUACCUUCAGUAAAGAUCAGGCAGAGCAAGGAGGAGCCGUCCAUGCUGGUCAUAGGGAUGACUUGGCUCUGCUGCAUCAUAUGGGCCCUGACUUGGCCGGCGGGCCGAGGCCUCGAUCUGUCGCUGUUCCGUCCAUGACAACUGCCAGUAGCCUCCAGGAACCCCCGAGCCCGGUCAUCACCACCUCCCCACAGGCUGCUUACAUGUCCAAAAUCAUCCCCAACGCCAUUCUCCCGCCUUCCAUUGAGGUCGUGGAGAUAAGCCGCGGACGGAGCCGCAGCAGCCUCCGAACAGUAAGCAAGAGCAGCCUGGUCCAGCCAAGUCCUGCACCGUCCCGGGCUUCUUCCAGAGCUUCGUCCACCAGAACCAUGUCUUCCAAAGAAUCGUCCUCCUACCCUCACACUUCCAACAAUCCCACAGAUAGCUCUGGCUGGAGCAACUCAGACUCAUCUGAGACCUUGGUGUCCGACUCCUCGACCAUCUCGAGCAGCAGCACCCCGAGACAGAAGUCUCAGGAUGAGGUGGACAAAAGUUCCAUCAAGGCUUCAACCAGUAAGGCCUCCAAAUACUCCACGAAUGGCAAAGUUGUUAGUAACGGAGAGCACGUGAACAAAGAUGGAAAUUUUGUUCGAAGCCUGUCUGUCAUGAAGCCGAAGAGGGCGCCGCCGCCACCAAGUCGUUCAUACUCCCUUCACAAGGCCAAACGCCGGUCACGUGACCUGGCCGACUUGAGAAUCGUAACAGGGGCUUCACCUCUUCAAAGCAUUUCAGCGUCAGGCGAGGAGAACGAGAAGAGCGGUCCUGGUUCCACCACUGUUGACAGCCCUGGAUACAACGGAGACACCAGCUCACUGGACGACUCUGCUGGCUCUCUGAGUCCUUAUGAGUCCAAGAUUUUUGGAGAUAAAUUCACCUCUAAAGACAUUUUGAAAGAUUCCCUUCAGGUGACCACACAGACCCACGUCGUCUCUCCAUCCAGUGGCUACUCCAGCCAAGACGGCACCUCCCCUCAGGUUACCAAACAGCUCCCAGGGUCGUCUCCGAAGCAUAAGAGAGGAAUAUUUGCCAAGCUCCAGAGGCUCUUCCCUGGGACCUCGACCGCAGCUGCGCCAUCAAUCAAACAAACUUUGGAUCCAAAAAACAACCAGCAGCUUUUGGUUGAUCCUGCAAGUUUAAGCCCCUCGGUCAGAGCCUUGAGAGAAAUCUUCAACAUUCCUCCACAUCCUAAAGUCCACGCACCCCCCCCUCCUCCUCCAGAGGUGUGGGUUCACAGCAGACGCAGCAUCGAGUUGCUACUGGGACCCCCGGUCCCUGAUAACCUCCCCGCUAUCAUCAAAAAGAACCCGAAAGACAGAAGACAACUGAGGAACUUGUCAGCGCAGUCGGACGGGUCUGCCAGAAGUCCAGCCGCGAAGACAAAGCUUUCCCGAGGGGAACAAGUCAACAGUGCGGCUCAAGUCCCCAGUACAAAGAAGGUUGAAGAAAGUGUGCUUCUGAACGAUGCAGUUGAAAAGCAGAGCAAUGAAAAAGUGACUGAGAAAGUAGAUGUGAAUGGAAAUAGAAGAGUGACGGAAGAGAAGGUUCGAGCAAGUUAUAUGUUGAAUGAGAUGUUGGCGAAGGCAGCAGAGAAACGUGAGGAACGUCUGACGGCAUUGAAAGAAGAAGGAGAAGCCAGAAGCAAAGCUGAGUUGGUGCUUCCUAUUUCUCUAGUACGCAGGUCCCCGUCCCCCUCCCCACCUCCGUCGCACCACCCACCCCAGCCUCCUGACAAACAGGCCGCAAAGGUUAAAGCUGUAGUUACAUCUCCUGAAUCCUCCUGGCCGCCUCCGCCUCCACCUGUGGCAGAAGCCGUCAGUGGGCAGGACGAUCUGGAUUUCCCCUUCCCACCUCCCCCGAUCAUCUCUGAGGACAGUUUAGUUGUACCUGUGGCAGUGCCGGUAGGCAGCGCUGUCGCAGGCCCAACCACACCUAUCCCCAUAGUGAUCACAGAGUGCGUCCAAACCAGCGCCUCACAGGAGGCAGCGCUAACAGCACUUAAUAUUCCUCCACCUCCAUCCUACUCUGCUCCUCCACCCCCUGUGAAGAUAGUCUCCCCUGCAGUGCCUAAAAAAGUUUUACUCCCAACGGUACCAGAGAUUGUUCCACAAGAAGCGAUUCUUCCAGAACCCAAAGACAUUUCCUCUCACCAAGCCCCGCCAUUGCAGCCUCUAAAGGUUGUCUGCUCGACACCAAAGUCCCAUGCACCCCUCCAUGAGUCCUCUCAGGAAACCUCCAAAGAGCUUCCUACAGAACGAAUCAAGGUGAUUUGUCCCCCUCCUGAGCUCCCAAAAGCACAGCCCCCUUCAGGCAUUAAAGAACAGCCACCCAAAGAGAGCCCACCUGAGGAGACCCGUCCUUUAGAAGUCGGACAGCUCCCUCUCCCUUCACCAAUUGUUGCUCCACCACCCAUAGAUAAUUCCAAAGAAAGCGCUCCCCCCGAGUCUCUGACCAUCCGUACACCUGUCCAGGAAGUGGUCCCAACAGUGGUUACAGUGGCAGCGCCUGCGCCAGAGUCUCCCCCUCCGCAGGUUAUUGAGGUGUCUUGUGUCCCUCUGGUCGGACACACUCUCUUGCCUUCUGAAGACACAUAUCAGACCACUGGUCUGCAACCACCCCAAACUAUUCCCCCGCCACCACCCAUAGAACCAUCAUUAGCCCCGCACGAACAGCCAGAGACUCAGCUGACUGGACUUCCACCUGAUGAUCUGGAGAAGAACACCAGUCCAAGUGUGGUAGAAACUAACCUUGACCUUUCCCCAGAGCCUGCGGUUCUUGAUACGGUUCUCCUGUCAUCUGACACUACAUCCCAGAACACUGUGCUUAAGACCGAGGAGGUUUCUGUCUCACCAGAACCUGAGGCUCCCACUCGACCAACAGUUGUCAUAGAAGAAAAGUCUGAAACAAGUCCUUCACCUGUAGCGUCUUCAAGCACAGAAGACAAAACCCCAGAGCUGUGUGAUGCUCCUGCUGUACCAGAAGAACCGACUCCUGUUGUCAGCGUCUCUCUCUUAGAAAUGGUGAAACUGCGUUCUGCGCCUGAGGCCACCAGAGUUCAGGAAGAAGCCCAGACUCAGGUCACUGCAGCUUCUGAGCCCAGCAAUGCUGCUCCCUCCACUCAUGAGGCUCCUCAGAAGCCUAUCAGAAAAUCACUGAUCCUCACAACACCUUCUUCUCCACCUGCUGUCAUCACUACUGAACCACCCGCACCAAAGUCCCAGUCACUGGUUAUCCACCCUCCGUCUUCUACAGGUGUCACCCCUGCCACGAAGUCCCCCACCGCAGUGACGGCAUCGCCAUCGAUGAACCUCCAGGAGGUCAUCCGGAUGAGGACAGCAGCCAGAUCUAAAGAAAGCCCCGCCACUCGUAUCAGCCUGAUGGCUCCAGCGUCGCCGAUGAACCUUCAGCGAUCGCCCACCAGCACCGCCAGCUUCAUCUUCUCAAAGAGCAACCUACCGGUGUCUCCUCCGGCACAGAAGCCUGCAGAGGUUCUCUCAAAGAUCGGGGAAGCAGAGUCACAGAAGAAAGUUGUGAAGAUGCCGCCGCCUGUGGCUAAAAAACCCAAAGCUAAAGCGAGUGAUGAGGAGCACGCCACCGGAGGACAGUCAGACGCCGACAAAGACAAAGCCAACGGGAGGAUAUCGGUUGCUGCUGACGGAACAUGAUCUGAGGAACUGACGCACAACAGGAAGUUUGUUUGAGAGACGCUCACUGCUAGCGACGCUGUGGAUAUCCAGGAUCGUUUUAUUUUGUUAACGGUGUGGGUUUCGAGUACAACAUUUAUCUUUCUCAAUACCAAGCUGUCCUUAAACGUUACUGCUGAGAGCAGGCGAAAUGCUGCCCUCUAGUGUCCAACAGUGCUCGCACCGCUUCUGUCCUGCCGCGCUUGCUUUCGGGACUCGAGGGUUGUAAAUACAGCAACAUUUGUAAAAGGGCCACUCUUGUUUCCAGAGUCCCCGCACGAUUCCUGUUUUAAAAAAAAAAACAAGUUUUAAGUUAUUUUUCUUUCUUAUUCUCGUCUUUGAAAAGUUUAAUAAAACUCUAAAAUCAAUAUAUUAUAUACAGAUUUAUGCAAGGCUCGUAGCUCGGUUUGAGACGUCGCCAGCUUUAUGAGUGAUGGAUUUCUCUUUCAUGACCUUCAUUAUAAUCAGGGGUCAUUAAUCGACACACAUUAUUUAGAAGCACAAAACCUGCUGCUUUGUUACCGACGUGUUUGUGGUCUGAAAGGGGAUGUUUCUGUGCGUAAUGUAUUGACGCCUGGUUCCAGAGACUUGUCGUAAAUGAUCACUUAUUCAGAAAGUUAAAACCUUUUCUGUCCAUAUCUGCUUUUUGUUAAAACUGAAGAUUGUUUUCGGACCCAUCAGUUUGUCGGUCAUCACGGUUUACGGUGAUAAAAAGAACAUUUAAAUUAAAGCAACAAGAUCAGAAAAAAAACUCAUACCAACUGCUAAAUAUUAAUACUAAAUUCAAGUUAAUUUCAUUUACAGUUAUUUUACAACUUGAGCUAUUUUAUUUCACAAGUUUGAAGUGGGAAAUAUUUUACAAAAGUAUAUUCCAACAAGUUUAGGCUUAAAAGGCUUAAAGUUUUGUGUGAUUUAUUAAGAUGCAUGUCAAGUUGAAAUCCUUUUUCGGUUUGAUGUUCAUGUGCUUAUUAAAAUACAUACGAAAUCAUGUCAUGUGAUCAUUUUAUU